Fusarium vanettenii 77-13-4 is the source of this 975-nucleotide messenger RNA. RefSeq lists its product as uncharacterized. The coding region runs from base 1 to 975 and encodes 324 amino acids. The record is from RefSeq and is a predicted model, not a curated record. The transcript is spliced from 3 exons. Lineage: Eukaryota; Fungi; Ascomycota; Sordariomycetes; Hypocreales; Nectriaceae.
AUGACCCUCGCAAAGAAGACAACGUUGUUAUUGGCAGCGUGUACUUGGAUAGCCAUUACAGAGGCCCAAAACACAUUGCCAGUACUUCCAUCGUGCGCGACAUCUUGCCUCUCCACUUUCGACGGCGACUCGCCAUCAGCGAACACAACAUGCAGCACUUUAGACAUCAAGUGUAUCUGCCAAGAUGCGCCAUACCUCGACAGCAUGAUCUGUUGUCUGCACGAAGCCUGCUCUAAUAGCGACCGUGAAAGCGCCGAGGCUUACUCAAGGUCUCUAUGCAAGAGUUUGGGCGUCACGAUGCCGUCCGGGCUGGGAUGUUCUACGAAUACUUCAUCAUCAGCAACGGGGAAAGCGACGAGCGCCGACGGAAUUUCUAUCCCAACAGAAUCGAGCGGUACAUCUUCCGAUAGCAACACAGGGGCUGGUGGUAGUUCUUCCGAGAAUAGCUCGGGAAGCGACUACGGAUCUUCUAGCAGCCACCACAAGAUACAUCAUAGCUCGAAAGCUGGGCUUGGUGCUGGUCUUGGCGUAGGGCUCCCUGCUGCAGCCGCACUAAUAGGGGGUAUCCUCUAUCGUCUCCGCAGAAAGAAGAACGCACCAACUGCACCACCGACAGCGCCGAAUUUGACGAAUGGUAUUAAUGAGCUCCCUGCUGGUUCGAAUCCUCCCCACUUUCAGCCUCAACCUCAACCGGUUGGGACAUAUCCUCAAGCCGGACUGGCGGCGUAUGGAGCGGUCGAAGAAAAGUAUACUAGUCAAAUGGGAGUAACCGCAGCUUCAUCCCCAGUCCAUGAGUUGCCGCCUCAACAUCAGCCACAGUCCGGAUUGCCUCCAUACGCAUCACCCCCUGUUCAUGAAUUGCCCUUGACUGGAUGGCAGCAACCUGAGUUGCCGGGAAGCACGGUACCUCCUGUGCAUGAACUACCACUCAAUCCGCAUUUGAAUCCGGGGCCACCGGGCAGCCAACCGCACUAG